Messenger RNA from Anopheles nili, 816 nucleotides. RefSeq names its product aquaporin AQPAn.G-like. NCBI's taxonomy places the organism in Eukaryota, Metazoa, Arthropoda, Insecta, Diptera, Culicidae. The record is from RefSeq and is a predicted model, not a curated record. Bases 1 to 816 code for a protein of 271 amino acids. Gene Ontology annotation, biological process: transmembrane transport. The transcript has 4 exons. Gene Ontology annotation, molecular function: water channel activity. Gene Ontology annotation, cellular component: plasma membrane.
AUGGAGGUGUUCUCCAAUCAUGGCAACACUACAUUUUUUGAUGUGGCAUCCAAGUUUUUGGGAGAGUUUUUUGGAACGGCAAUGCUUAUGUUUCUUGGCUGUAUGGGAUGUCUGGAUGGGUUUGACAAUAUAACAAGCAAUUUUAGUAGAGGGCUCAUAUUUGGUUUCACAGUUAUGAUAGUGAUAGUUACAUUUGGUGCGGUUUCAGGUGCGCAUAUAAAUCCCGUCGUUUCUAUUGCCGCUUUUAUCUACGGAAACUUGUCGUUUCUGAUGAUGCCAAUAUACUUUGUUGCGCAGUUUGCCGGUGCAUUAUGUGGCUAUGGUUUAUUGAUGGGUGUUACUCCAAACUUAUAUUUCGAUAAAGCUCUAAUCGCGGGUCAUGGUAGUUGUGUGACCGCUCCUCACUCCAGUCUGUCUACCGGAGAGGCACUAGCAAUAGAGUUCAUAGUCACCGGAAUACUCAUCUGGGCUUGUUGCGGCGUUUGGGACCCCCGAAACGCCCAACACCAAGAUUCCGGACCAUUGAAGUUUGCGCUUCUUGUGGCAGCUAUUUCAGUUGCAGCAGGCCCUGCCACAGGUGCAAGUAUGAACCCAGCUAGAACAUUAGCGCCUUGUGUUUGGAACAGCAGUUAUCAUAAACUAUGGAUUUACUUUGUUGGUCCUCUCUUAGCUGGAGUGAUUAUGCCAAUUGCUUAUAAAUAUGUUUUUUAUAAGGAAGAGGUCAAAGUCAUCGAAGAACAAACAAUAGAACCCCGCGAACAAGUGUGUGUUUGUGUUUUUCACAAUAAUGAAACGCAGGAAGAAAAACAUAAAUGA